AUGAGCAGCAGCGGCACAGCACCACACCCAGAUGAUGGCCAGGGCCUCCUGCCAGAUGAGUCAUUGCUGGGGGCAGACAACAACCCCGCGCGCAACCUGGAUGCCGCUUACUCCUCCGCCGGCCGGCAGUGGAGCGCGGCCGUCACCUGGCAGAGGGCCCUCAAGGCGUCCCCAAAGGCGGCGUGCGUGGGCACAUCAAAGGACUCCCUGUGCUCCUCUAGUGUCGGCGCAGGUGUGGCGCUGCGCCUCUUGCGUUUGAAGCAGCCGGCCGGCGGCGUGAUCGCUGGCAACUCUGAGAAGCUGGCAACCCUGAUGUUUGCGACGUCACCCGCCGCCUACAGCUCCCUGGAGCCGCGUGACGUCCCCUACCGCAUCAUAUCACCCCCACGGUCCCAGGGCGAAUGCCAGACCUGUACAGCAUUCGUCGCCGUGGCGGGCGCAGAGGCUGCAGCUGCGAGCGCCCUGGGCCAGGACGUUGCGAACAUUGGGCAGCUGUCCCCACAGGACCUCUACUAUUGUGGUGACGAGCGGACCUCAUGCGACACGGGUGCUUCGCUGAAGGCCACCCUGGGGCAGCUUGAGAAGCGGCCGAAUCUGAAGCUGGAGAAGUGCAUGCCGUACCAGCAGCCCGACCUGCAGGGCGACGUGACGCGGAACAGCCUCUGCACCACAAAAUGCACCGACACCAGCCCCCUUAUAUCCAAGGGCAGAUUCGACUUCGUGCCCAUCGCGCAGCUGUGGAAGGCGCAGCAGCACAUUCGAAGGCACGGCGCUGUGGCAACACGCUUCGACGUGUACAGUGACUUCAAGCCGUUCUUUGCCAACCCCAAAAACGCUGGAGCGGUGUACCGGCCGUCACCAGGCAUCAAGCCUGACAUUGCACACGCAAUCCUGCUGGUCGGGUAUGACAACGUCAACCAGUUUUGGAUAGCGCGCAACUCCUGGGGCCCAGGUUUCGCUCAGAACGGCAACUUCAGGGUCGCGUUCGGCGUGGCAGGCGUGCUGACCCCAGGGGACACCUUUGGGGUUGUGUUCUUCCCGGGGCCAGGGGCGCCCACGCGGCCCCCUCCCAAGUUGUUGCCCGCGCCCAACCUGCCGAAGGGCUGCAGCUAUUACGUGGUGGGUGGAGGGCUCCAGGUCACCCGGCUGGGUCAUGCAGUGUGGGGGCAGUAG
Monoraphidium neglectum is the source of this 1173-nucleotide messenger RNA. RefSeq lists its product as hypothetical. The transcript is spliced from 9 exons. Gene Ontology annotation, cellular component: lysosome. Gene Ontology annotation, molecular function: cysteine-type endopeptidase activity. NCBI's taxonomy places the organism in Eukaryota, Viridiplantae, Chlorophyta, Chlorophyceae, Sphaeropleales, Selenastraceae. Bases 1 to 1173 code for a protein of 390 amino acids. The record is from RefSeq and is a predicted model, not a curated record.